This is a messenger RNA of Rotaria sordida, 3984 nucleotides long. The record is from the annotation of a GenBank genome assembly. NCBI's taxonomy places the organism in Eukaryota, Metazoa, Rotifera, Eurotatoria, Philodinida, Philodinidae.
AUGUUUGCGUCGACGACGCAACAGAGUUUAAUAAAUACAAAUGAUGAUCCUAUCGGCAAAACAAAAUCGAACGAUACCAUCUAUCGUACAUUUUCCACAUCAAAUCCAGUCGUUUAUAACGCAUAUAUUCAACAACAAUAUGGUGCCUGUUGGGGCACGUUCGAAUUCGAAGAUUGUCCCAGUAGUUAUAUCAAUAAUGAAGUGAAAGUGCCAACACGAAAACGUGGUAAUCUCUCGCUGAAUAGUGAUCACACUCAUUUUAUUAUUAUUCGUGAAAAAGCAAUUGGUAGUGCUUCAAUGAAUGUUGGACAAAGCUCAGCUGCUGCAGAUAGUGAUGAAAGACAAUUCGAAAAAUUAGCUGAUUCAGCUGAUAGUGCUACAAAUAGAUUUCGAGAACGCUUCGAAAAUAGUUUACAUCAAGAAGCACUGCAUCAACAAGCGACAGUAUCUCCCAAUCUGUUUUCUCCAAUAACAGAUGGAGCAACAACAACGUCACCGUCCUCAGCUCAUGAAAGUAAUGGAUGGAAUGAAGGUGGUUUUCCGAUGGUUUGUACUUUUGUACGAGGCACACCAGGAACAAUUAAACUUUUGCAUACAAAAAUUCACGAAGAAAUUCCUGUGGUUAUUUUCAAAGGAACCGGAUCAGUUGCUGAUAUCAUCGCUUUUGCCUAUGAAGAAUUUCAUGCCAAAAGCGAUAAAGAAUUUGAGGAUAGUUAUCUAAAAGUUGAACUAACUCAACGUUUACUCAACGAAUAUCCAGCAUUGAUAGAUAAUCAUGCUGUUCUUGGAAAAAAUCUCGAAACAUUUGUCGAUAUUUUUCUUGAUAAUGAAUUUAUUCCACAUCGAUAUUUAACAUCGGACGAAUUGUUUAAUCUUUUUAAGAACGCGAAAGAUCGUAAAUUUCUAAAACAAACAUCAUGGAAAGGCAUUCUUGGCAUAGCUGGAGAUGACGACGAAAUACCACAAAAUUUUAUUGAUCAUCAUCUCAAUAUUAUUAUGAAGUGUCUCACUGGUAUUAGUGGCUUUUUUCGUCCAUAUGAAAUGGAUUGUAAUGCUGUGGGCAUCUAUUUUUGUGACAAAACAGACAAAGACAUUCAACAACAUCGACUAAAAGCAGAGAAAAAGGCUAUUCGUUAUUUGAUUAUCUAUGCCGUACUCAUGAAUCGACAUCAGUUGGCCAAGAUUUUCUGGAAACAUUCAUUAGAACCGAUUCCAAUGGCAUUGAUUUGUUAUAUGAUGUUUAAAAAAUUGGCAAUUUAUUGCCAUGAUCCCACUCAACGAUUGCGAAUCGAAAAACAAGCCAAAGAAUUUUCAGAUUAUGCUGUGGGUGUACUCGAAAAAUCCUUUAACGAAGACCAGGAACGUACACUUGCAAUGCUCGAUGACAAAAAUUCAGAUUGGAAUCAUAUGACUACUUUUGAACUAGCGUACAGAGCUGACAAUAGAGCAUUUAUGGUACAUCCUGCUUAUCAAAAAUUAGUUACUCAACGAUUCUACGAUGAAAUCACUGUGCGUGAACUUUCCUGGGGUCUUUUUAAAUGUCCUGAUUAUCUUAAAAUUAUAAUCAGUGCUUGUCUCAUAUUUCCGAUGCAAUUUUGGAUUAGUUUUUCUUCGAUCGAUCAAAGUCCACCAACAUCGGAAAAAGCAAACGAUAUGCAAAAGGGAAAGAAAUUGGAAACAUAUGCAAGUGAAGCCUCAGUACGCAAUGGAAAUAGUCUUUUUCGACGACCAAUGUCCUGUUUUCGUCGAUAUGAUAAAUUAAAGAAUACCAUUCAACAAAUCAAAACAUUGUGGAAUGCACCGAUAACAAAAUUUUAUAUGAAUUUCGUUGCUUAUCUAGUCUAUUUAUCAUUUUUCACAUUAGCAGUGAUGUGGCCCUCAUGUGGGAAUUUAUGGCUUGAUUGUUUCGUUUGGUUGUGGACAGCAUCAAUUGCAUUCGAAAAUACUCGUGUUGCUUACGUAAAGUUUUAUUCACAAAAUAGAUUACCCUUACAACGAGAUAUACCCGAUGUCAUUGUACAGAUCAUAUUUCUUGCUCUAUAUCUCAGUUUUCGUAUCCUUGGCUUGUGGAAUUUUGGGACUUGUCGAAUUUUGACAGCUAAGGCAAUUAUGGGCAUCGGACUGAUUUAUUAUUACUAUCGAAUAUUGUUCGUCUACUUUCCGGUUAGUUCUACACUUGGCCCGAUGAUGAUUCGACUUCGAUCCAUGAUUAUGAAUGAUUUUUUUACAUUUUUACAAUUGUUCGUUAUCUUUAUGAUCUCAUCAGGUGUAGCUAUUACAGCUGUUCUCUAUCCUCAUUAUCCACUUGGCUUGGAUUUGUUCACCAAAGCAUUUGUAUUUCGUGGUCUCAUGGCAUUGUUCACUACUGACAUGGCCGACUUAAAAAAUCCACAUCAAUCGUGUUCUAUCAAUGUAACGAGUGGCAUCGACCGUAAAUAUGCCUGUUUAAGAUUGUCUCAUGGUCCUUCAUUUAAAUAUGAUCGUCUCUCUACAUACAAUCGCUAUGGAAUAUCAUCACCUGAAUGUAAUCAAACAUCAUGGAUCGCAUGGUUUCUUCUUAUUCAGUAUUUUUUCUUGGCCAAACGAUUUCUCAUUUCUCUCUUGACAGCCAUGUUCAGUUUGACAGGAGCACGAAUACAGAGUCAAUCGGAGAAAAUUUGGAUGUAUAAUCGAUAUGAAAUUAUGAUAGAAUAUACAAAACGACCUCGUCUACCACCUCCAUUAAUUGUUAUCUCAUACAUUGGUAUGUUAAUUUCCAAAGCUGGUCAAUGUAUGUUCAAGUGGAAGGAAUAUUUAGAUAAGAAAAGUACUCAACAAGCACGGUUACAAUUGUCAUCACACAAUGUAGGAGGAGAUUCUGGCUAUGGUACAAGUUCAGCAACGCCUCUUGCUGUUGAUAUGUCGAAUACAUCGAAUAAUGUCAAUUUGAAUACAGACGACUUAAUUGAUGAUUCAUCAUCGGUAUCGAUUGAAAAUCGUUCGUUAGUUGGACGAUUACUCAAUUGUAAACCAUGUCGACAAAUGAUCAAUCACGAGAAGACAAAGAAUCAAAACGCAGAACUUCAUUGGGUAGAUAAUGAAACUAGUUUCUAUUGGGAAUAUAAAGCGAAAGAAUUCUUUGCUAAAACAGUAGAAACCGAAAAAGUUCAAGAAAGACUUGAAAAUCUUUCGAAGAGUGUGACCGAUGGAAAACAAGAUAUGGAUACUGUACGAAAAUCUUUACGACAGAUUAAUGAUCGUAUUUUUUCCUUAGAAAAAAUGGUGAUCGAUUCACAUAUAUUACUUGAAAAACUUCAUGCGACAAUAUAUCAGAAAGAUAAACCAUUACCUAAAAGUCAAAAAUAUUCUCAUGUUCUAUCACGUGAAUCACCUUAUGUCUAUACUAAUGAAGCUCGAUUUUCUGUUACUGAAAAAUACAUUCCAUGGACGCGUCAAUUCGAUCUCUAUGAUCCUACAUUGAUUACAUUACCAAAAGAACAUAUUUGCUUUCAAGACGAUGAACGCCCAUUUGUUGAACCUAAUUUGUUGAGAUUGAGCUCGAUGGGAGAUGAAUUACAACCGGCUCUCGAUACAAUAAUUGAACCGUCACUGAUGUCACUCAGUUCAAACGAUUUUAUAAUUCCAGCAUCCGAGUACAAAUGGAAUCAAGUUGUUGAAUUACAAUUACCCGAUGGGAAAAAGAUGGUGAUCGAUCGGACAACUUGGGUGGCAAAUCCAGACGAGGAAACAUCAGUUACGUAUCGACUCGAUACUCAAUUGUUUCUACCUUUAAAUCCAAUAGGUCGUACUGGAGUACGUGGUCGUGGUGCUCUCAUUCGAUGGGGUCCAAAUAAAUCCACAAUAGCCAUUAUUACUCGAUGGAAAAAAUAUCGUGAUCAAUGUACUCUUGUUGAUGGACAACGAAUUCUUGAAGCAAUGGUAUUCAAAGAUAAAAUAACCAACGAUUGGCAAUUACCUGGCGUGAGUAUCGACAGUGAUCAUUGA